Fraxinus pennsylvanica is the source of this 474-nucleotide messenger RNA. Lineage: Eukaryota; Viridiplantae; Streptophyta; Magnoliopsida; Lamiales; Oleaceae. The record is from the annotation of a GenBank genome assembly.
AUGUCUGCAACUGCUGGUCAAGUUAUUAGAUGCAAAGCCGCCGUAGCAUGGGAAGCAGGGAAGCCAUUGGUGAUUGAAGAAGUGGAGGUUGAACCACCACAGAAAAUGGAAGUUCGCUUGAAGAUCCUGUUCACCUCCCUUUGCCACACUGAUGUCUGCUUCUGGGAGGCCAAGGGGCAGACAGCGCUUUUCCCUCGCAUUUACGGUCAUGAAGCUGGAGGUAUUGUAGAGAGUGUGGGUGAAGGUGUGACAGAUCUCCAACCCGGAGAUCAUGUUCUUCCCGUGUUCACUGGCGAGUGCAAGGAGUGCCAUCAUUGUAAAUCUUCAGAAAGCAACAUGUGCAGCCUUCUUAGGAUAAAUACCGACCGGGGGGUCAUGAUCAGUGAUGGCAAGACGAGAUUAAUCCAGCGGCACCACUUGACAAAGUUUGUCUUCUUAGUUGCGGGAUAUCCACAGGACUUGGUGCAACUCUAA